Messenger RNA from Acaulospora morrowiae, 946 nucleotides. Lineage: Eukaryota; Fungi; Glomeromycota; Glomeromycetes; Diversisporales; Acaulosporaceae. The record is from the annotation of a GenBank genome assembly.
AUGUCGGAAAAGAAAGACACCCCUAAUGUACCGGCGAAGAAGAACACGUCAUCCUUUCUCGUUGACUUUUUGAUGGGUGGUGUUUCCGCCGCCGUGUCAAAGACCGCUGCUGCUCCUAUUGAACGUGUCAAACUUCUUAUUCAAAACCAGGAUGAGAUGAUCAAGAGCGGUCGUCUUGCCCAACCCUACAAGGGUAUUGCUGAUUGUUUUUCCCGAACGAUGAAGGAUGAAGGUGUAAUCAGUCUCUGGCGUGGUAACACCGCCAACGUUAUUCGAUAUUUCCCCACCCAGGCCUUGAACUUUGCAUUCAAGGAUAAAUUUAAGCGAAUGUUCAAUUUUAAAAAAGAGAGAGACGGUUACGCUAAGGUCUUUUUCGGUAAUAUUGCAUCGGGUGGCGCUGCCGGUGCCGUGUCUUUAACCUUCGUCUAUUCUCUUGACUAUGCUCGAACCCGUCUUGCCAACGAUGCCAAGUCAGCUAAAAAGGGCGGCGAACGUCAAUUCAAUGGCCUUGUUGACGUUUACCGUAAGACCAUUAAAUCGGAUGGUAUCGUUGGUCUUUACAGAGGAUUCAACAUUUCAUGUGUUGGUAUCAUAAUCUAUAGAGGUCUUUACUUCGGUAUGUUCGACUCUCUGAAACCCAUUGUCCUAACUGGACCCCUCCGCGAUAACUUCGCCGCAUCAUUCUUACUUGGCUGGUCCGUCACUAUUGGAGCGGGUCUCGCAAGUUACCCUAUAGACACAAUACGACGUAGAAUGAUGAUGACGUCCGGAGAGGCCGUUAAAUACAAGUCAUCUUAUCAUUGCUUCAAGGAAAUCGUAUCCAAAGAAGGAACCAAGUCUUUGUUCAAGGGUGCAGGUGCUAACAUCCUUCGUGCUAUUGCCGGUGCUGGUGUUUUAGCCGGGUAUGAUAAACUUCAAGUUAUCUUCUUAGGCAAAGCCUACUCUG